Molecule: messenger RNA, 394 nt
Organism: Indicator indicator
Lineage: Eukaryota; Metazoa; Chordata; Aves; Piciformes; Indicatoridae
Product: metallothionein-1
Exons: 3
Coding region: 42-233 (63 amino acids)
Molecular function (GO): metal ion binding
Source: RefSeq, a predicted model, not a curated record
GCCCGUAGCCUCCCGACAGCCGGCACCCAGCCAAGGCCGACAUGGACUCCCAGGACUGUCCUUGCGCCACGGGUGGCACCUGCACCUGUGGGGACAACUGCAAAUGCAAAAACUGCAAAUGCACAUCUUGCAAAAAAGGUUGCUGCUCCUGCUGCCCAGCAGGAUGUGCCAAGUGUGCACAGGGCUGCGUCUGCAAGGGCCCUGCCUCUGCCAAAUGCAGCUGCUGCAAAUAGGGACCCCUGGCAGCACAGCUGGGGGGGCUGCACAGCUAGGGGGCCAAAGAAGAAUAACCUUAUUGUGUAUGUUGGUUGGUUUUUUAUAUAUAUGUGUUCAGAUGCCUUUAGUGUUUGUCCCACACAACGUCUAAUAAGCUACAUAAUAAAGUUAUGUGUAU